Molecule: messenger RNA, 5524 nt
Organism: Mercenaria mercenaria
Lineage: Eukaryota; Metazoa; Mollusca; Bivalvia; Venerida; Veneridae
Product: heat shock 70 kDa protein 12B-like
Exons: 7
Coding region: 28-1917 (629 amino acids)
Molecular function (GO): ATP binding; ATP-dependent protein folding chaperone
Source: RefSeq, a predicted model, not a curated record
CGUAGUGCAGUUAAAGAUCAUAACAAAAUGGCCUCCAUUAUUAAAGAACCAGAUUUAGUUGUGGCACUGGACAUUGGCAGUACAUACUCGGGAUAUGCAUGGCAAACGAGGAAUGACUUCCGUAAUAACAGAAGUAAUGUACAGUUCAAUACCAACUGGGAUUCAGGCGCUCAGCAGCUCCAUAAGACUACUUCAUGUGUAUUGUUGGAAGGGGACUAUGACAGCCAGAACAUCUAUGAACGAGAAAGGACCAACAAGAACAAGUCCUUUGAUGAUUUUAAACGAAUUGCAAACAAUUACAAACUAGUGGGAUUUGGACAUUACGCUGAGAGAAAGUACGGGAAUAUCUUAAGGAAGAAUGAAAUAGAAAAGAUAAUAGGAAAAUGGCUCUUCUUCAAACGAUUCAAGCAUUUGCUUUAUUGUGACGAAUUCCAUCGAUCUAUGGAUGCUGAAGACCAUUUUGGUCAACAUGUGCCAUUACUAGUAGUAAUGUCAAUGUUAAUAAAAGGUUUGAAGGAUCAUUUUAUUACAAACAUUCAAGAACCUCCGGAAAAGACGCUGUGGGUAGUUACAGUGCCAGCGAUAUGGUCUGAGCAUGCAGGGAAGUUUAUGCGAGAGGCAGCAGAAAUGUGUGAUAUCAAAAGCACGAACCUUUUGUUAGCCAAUGAACCGGAAUCCGCAGCAGUUUAUUGUAUGUUCCUACCUCAAGGGAAAGGAAACAACACGGAAACAUUAGAAUUUACAGGUCAAACUUUCCUUGUGGCCGACCUUGGAGGCCUCACUGCCGAUUUGUCUGCUUUGGAGGUUUUGCAAAAUGGAGACUUGAGAGAAGUCGUCACAACUUCUGGGGACGUAAUUGGAGGGCAAAAUAUUAACGACUGUUUCUUCCAAGUGUGUCAGGAAAGUUUUAGGGGAGACGGAUGGCGAAAAAUCUUUACUAGUAUGAAGCCUGUAGAAAUGCUUAAAAUGGAAAAUGAUUUUGAGUCAAAGAAGAUAGUUAUUGGUACUGGUAAUCCAGAAGAUGAAUACAUUCCUCUCGACGUUCCUGCAGCCGUUACGGAAAAACUGAAAAGCAGAGAAAUUACUCUCAGGGAAAGGGCAGAAAAAGAACACUGCUUUAGCUUCAAAGAUAUGGAGUUUUGUUUUGAGUCAGAUUAUGUAAAGAAAAUUCUUUUCGGUGAAACCUGCGCACGAAUAUAUAAGACGAUACAGUGUCAGCUAAAAAAGAAGGAGUUACAGGUUUGCAAUAUUCUUGUCCUCGUAGGCGGUUUCUCACAGUCACCUAUUGUUCGAACAUAUAUCACGGAGCGGGCAAGCAAAGAUUUUCCGGCGGUAAAGGUUAUCUCACCAACAUCACCAUUCCAGGCAGUUUUAAAGGGAGCUGUGAUAUUUGGACACGAUCCUUUGAUCUUCAGAAGCAGAAUCAGUAGGUGGACAUUCGGAAUAGAAGUCAACGUUCCAUUUGACGAAAAGGUUCACAACCCCGAGAAGAAAUUUAAGAAUACACAAACAAACGAAUUCUAUUGCAAGGACAUAUUUAGUAAACACGUACAAAUUGGCGAGUCAAUCACAUUAAAUGCUAAACGGAAAACAUUUACAUACUCUACUUUGUAUGAAUACCAGACGUCAAUGAUGAUUGCUGUAUAUAAAUCCGAAUAUACAGAUCCCAAGUAUGUUACUGACAGAGGAUGUGUCAAUAUUGGAAACAUUAAAGUACUUUUGCCAAAGAGAAGACCAAUCAGAAAUAUUAACGUUUCUAUGACAUACGGGGGAACCGAGUUAGCUGUCAUAGCUAAGGACUGUGAAACAGGAGAAGAAUGCAAGGCAGAUAUUGAGUUCAGGACCAUGGAGAACAAACUGGAAUCGAAAACGUUGCAAGUUAGUGGCAGCGACGAAGAAACAUGCACAACAAUGUAACAUGUCGUGGGACCGUUCAAAAAAUUGCAAAGGAACAAAGUUAAAGCUGAGGAGAGAGAUGUUCUAACAAGCAGUUAUUAAUCUCACAGUUUGAGAGCCAAUUCACAUAUGAGACCAAGACAACAGCAAAUAUGCAUUUGCAUUUAAAGAACUUUACUGUAUCAAUAUUGUUAAGAUCAUUAUUUGGUAGUAUUAACAGUGUUUCCGUUCCUAUUUUUAACUUGUUUUCUGUCUGUCUCGUAUUUUGACUUGCGUGUGUUGUCUAGUUUGUUGUUGGCGUUUCUCCUCUUUCUUCUCACUGCCCGCGUCGUCCCUUCCCCAUGCGUUUACGCUCCGUUGCACUAAAUAUUCAUCCUUCCUCCACUUUCCGGAAAAUAUUCCCUUACCCCCUCUUUGGUAUAGAGUUUAAUGUCACUGAUUUCGACCCUGUUGUCCCUGAACGGAUUAAAGUAAAAUAUCUUUGUUGAAACUCGCCCGUUCUACGCUUUCAGGUAGCGUCCCAUGCUUGGAAAUGCCCACAUAAAGUUUUGCCUUAACCUUUAUGCUUGAAAGUGACUGGUAUUUACUAAAUUGUGUUGUUGUGUUUUAAAAUUUAAAAAAGACAAAAUAACAUUUUAUUCAAUACAAAAAGGAAGAAAUACUUUUCAAAUAAUUAUUAAGAUUAGCGAUGUUUGGUGACUUAAACACGCAAACUUCUGGUGUUCUGACAAAGUUAUAAUUGUAAAAGUUCGUUGCAAUAUUUUAGAGCAAAAUACAUUUUAAACAUUUCGUAUAAUAUUCAGCACUCAAUUUGUAAAUCAUUUACCUAUUCGUAUUCGUAAAAUAUUUAGAGCUUAGAUAAUUUCCAAUUUGCGAUGACAUUAAUACGAUCUUUCAAUUUGGAUGAAGAUCUCUUCUCUACAAAAACAUUUUUAUUAGAAGAUGUCAGUACCAGGAAUGUCAGUUUUUUUUUGUCUCAGUGGAUAUUUUAGACAUGUUUUUGACAAAAAUUUGGAAGUAUCAAGUUUUAAAUAGUCGAUUUAGAUAAGUUAGUUAAGUUUAGCACGAAAAAAAAAACAUGUAUUUCAAAGACUUUGUAAUAAUUGUCCCGUUUUUGAAGCAUUUUAUUAAUAAUACAAACUUGAAUAGAGCAUUUUUACCUUUAUUUCUAUGUUAAAAUGCGUUAAUAAAGGCUAGCUGUGUUCUUAGAAUACACUAAAAUCAUUGAGAAAGUGAGUUCACCAACGGGCAAAAACCUUUAGUUUGGUGAAAUACCAUUAUGUGCUAUUCUAACUUUCAUUCGUGUUGUGAUCGUCUUUUGAAAACAAAAGUAAUGCAAAUAGUCUGGGGUUUUUUCCGUUGGUAAAAUGUAAUGAUAAAUUAUUGAAAUACUUGAACAAAGAUCUAAACUUGCAUUUAUUUUUUUAGGAUUAAAUUAUCUCGUGCACACUACAUCUUAUAUCGAAAUCACGACAUCUUAUCAUGAGCAAUUAACAUCUUAUCUCGAGCGAUCGACAUCUUAUCUCGUGCGAUCAACAUCUUAUCUCGUGUGCACGACAUCUUAUCUUGAGCGAUCAACAUCUUAUCUCGUGCGUACGGUAUCUUAUCUCGAGAGAUCAAUAUCUUAGAUAUGGGCCUCUUCCUGUCCCUCGGCGCUUGAAAUAAAGCUGUUGAAAAAUUUCAUCCAAACUGUGGAUGAGUAGCUUUAGGUUUUGAGCUAGACUGUACAAACUACAUGCAGAGCUAUCCUACUUGUUUUCUGUCAGCAUCUAAAAUCAGAUUUCACAGUCCGAAGUGUGGUAUCAAACUAAUAUUUCUUGACUCAUUUAAAACCAUGGCUUUUAAACGUCCUAAGAAUUUGAAGGACAUUCUAGUUAAAACUGACUUUCAUAUGUUGUCUGAUGUUAAUUUUACUUCGUCUAAAUGUAAUCGUUCAAGAUGUUCACAUUGUUCUUACAUUACUGAAAGUGAUAGUUUUAAUAGCUCUCAGUGUAAGAAAACUUUCAAGCUUAAGAAUAAUGCAACUUGUAAAGUUCAGAUGUAAUAUAUCUAAUAACAUGUAAGAAGUGUAAAAUGCAAUAUGUAGGCCAAACUAGCCAGCAAGUUUCAAGACGCAUGAAUAAACAUCGUUUUGAUAUUACAAGUUUUAUCGAUCCUGCAUUUUCUAGUCAUGUAGCAACUCAUUUUAAUCAAAAUGGUCAUAGCUUAAAUGACUUUAGCUUUAUGCCUAUUGAUGUUAUCCAUGAUGAUAUGAGGAGGCUUCUAAAGGAAACUUACUGGAUUCACAAACUAGAUACUAUUUUUCCAAAAGGAAUGAAUUCAAAAGUAAUGUAUAAUUUUUCAUAAAUCUCUUCACUUCAUAGUGUUUUCUGUUAUGUAACACAAACUGUGGUUUUCUUAAUGUCAGUUAGUACUGUUUUUGCUGGUAUUUUCUUUUUUUUUGUCUAUAACACAAUUUACCCAGUGAUUUCGUAUCUUUGUGAUCCUGUACUUACUGUUAUUAUGAUUAUUAACAUUAUUAUUUUAAAUAAUGUCUAUAAUCUUACUAUGUAUUAAGUAUAACCACUUUUAAUUUUAACUUUUGUCAUAACAUACUUUAAACAGUACUUUAGAUAUAUAUUUGUGUAAACAUUAUGUAGCCUAUUGUACAUUGUAAUUUUUACGCCAAAAUGUUUGUAACGUAACGUCAUCUUUUAUGACGUCAUAUAUUCAUGACGUUGUUUAUUUCAUAUCAUAUUUGUUUACUUCCUGAAGAAGACUAAUAAAAAUAGUCGAAACGUUGAGUGAAAAUGGAGUUAGCUUUGUAAUUCUCCUGUUCUUUGACUCAUUUAAAGGAAUUUCAGGCAGUUUCACUCAAUAAUGGCUAUUAUUCAAUGCAUUUUGUUCAAACAUAAAGUAAUUCUGUAGGGAUAACGCAUGUUUUUUCGUGUUACAACAUCUGCAGAAUCCCGAGGGAUUGGUUGGUACCCGAGCCUGGUACCAACGAUUCCCGAGGGAUUCUGUAGAUGUUAUAACACGAAAAUAACAUGCGCUAACCCUAUUCUAGCAUAAAAUGCGUAAAAGCCAAGUAAAUGAAUAUAUUGUCACUCAACGUCAUUAAAUUCCCAUGAAAUGCGCGGUAAAGUUUGUUGUUUUUUCACGUUGGCGUCAUUUCCUUUUGAAUUAUCCGUUUUGGGACCGUAUUACGUUUAAGAUUUGCCACGGAACACGCAUAAAUAAAAAGGUGUUAUAACAGCAUGUGAGCGCGAGAAUCUCUCUGUUAGCACACGUUUUCUCUCCUGUUAAAACACCCCCGAAAAGUGGCAAUAACGGCAGUUUAUUUCUAGAAUUCAAGAUAAUGUUUCUUCACUAUCAAGCUUUGAAAUAGUUAAACAUGCUGCUUCUAUGACAGCUCUUGUUUUUAUAUGCUAUGACACUUUAUUACAUUCAAACAAAAUGGUUGCCCAUUUUAUUUUACACAAGUGUUUGUUGUAGUAUUCAUUGAUGAAAUAUUUUGUGUAAAAGCUAUUGAAUAGUCGAUCGACUGUUGCUGUCCCUGAACAGCUCUUGUUACAGAUUACAUGUAUCAACAAAAUUUAUUUUUGAUUGAAUUGUAUAUGUACUUUGUAAUAAAAACAUUUCGGUUGAA